Messenger RNA from Closterium sp. Naga37s-1, 633 nucleotides. The record is from the annotation of a GenBank genome assembly. Lineage: Eukaryota; Viridiplantae; Streptophyta; Zygnematophyceae; Desmidiales; Closteriaceae.
AUGCCGCCUAAGAACCAACGCUCCAAGCUUGUGGUUGACCCUCGUGUCCGGCAGUCACGGCAGGGCAGACAGGGCAGGCACUGCAGGCAAGGCAGACAGGGCAGGGGCGGCAGGCAGGGGCGGCUCAAGGCAGGGGCGGCUCAAGGCAGGGGCGGCUCAGGCGACAUUUCUUCGGAUUUUAAGCUCAGGGAGAGGGAGGAGAAGGGGGACGAGGUAGGAGCUGCGCGUGCGGCUGCAGGUGCGUGUGCAGCUGUGCGCGUGCGCGACUGCGCACGUGGGGCAGCAGCGCGCAGGGCAGCAGCGUGCAAGGCAGAGGCGCACGAGGCGCCGGGCAGAGGCGCACGAGGCGCCGGGCAGAGGCGCACGAGGCGCCGGGCAGAGGCGCACGAGGCGCCGGGCAGAGGCGCACGAGGCGCCGGGCAGAGGCGCACGAGGCGCCGGGCAGAGGCGCACGAGGCGCCGGGCAGAGGCGCACGAGGCGCCGGGCAGAGGUGCACGAGGCGCCGGGCAGAGGCGCACGAGGCGCCGGGCGGAGGCGCACGGGGCGCGGGGCAGUGGCGGACAGCAAGGUACGGGAGGCACAAGGCAGGGGAUGAGAGGAGGAGGAGGCGGGUGAUGCUGCAGCUGGACUGA